This is a messenger RNA of Nerophis lumbriciformis (worm pipefish), 1176 nucleotides long. NCBI's taxonomy places the organism in Eukaryota, Metazoa, Chordata, Actinopteri, Syngnathiformes, Syngnathidae. The record is from RefSeq and is a predicted model, not a curated record.
AUGUGUGCUAGCAGUAGAUCAGUGUUGACGUUCUUCCAGCGAUGCUUGGCGGUGAGUCACCAAACGAGGACGACCAACAGGCGUCUUCUCUUAUCACGACCCUCUUGGACCUUAACCUCGACCGGCGCAACUGUCGGACCCGUUCCUCGGGGAUUUUGUCGUCACCAGUAUGUCACUCUUGCAACAACUAACAAGCGAAGCCUGUGCAGUAAGGCGUCAUGUGAGGAAGAAUAUCCUCCUCUACCAGCCUACCAAUCCGACACUGCUUCGGAAGAGAAGAACGAGGUGUACAUCGUGCAUGUGAAGGGCCUCCCGUGGUCAUGCACUGCUCAGGACCUGCUGCACUUCUUCUCAGAGUGUCGCAUCCGCGAUGGCGUGUCGGGUGUGCACCUGACGGUGGAUCACCAAGGGAGGCCGUCCGGACGCGCCUUUGUGGAGAUGGAGCACGAGGAAGAUGUCGGCAAAGCGCUGCAGAAGCACAGGCAGUAUCUCGGACAUCGCUACGUGGAAGUGUACGAGGUGAGUAACAGCGAUGCCGAGGGCAUCCUGAAGAAAGCGGUGUUGUUCCCCGCCGACACCCGGGUGGUCAGAAUUCGGGGUCUUCCCUUCACGUGCACCGAGAACGACAUUGUGCGCUUCUUUUCUGGUCUGGAGAUUGUGGAAAAAGGCAUCACCAUGGUGCUCAAUAGCAGAGGGAGGAGAACCGGGGAGGCUUUUGUGUGGUUCUCAUCGCAAGAAGCGGCUGAUGAAGCAUUGCGCCGAGACAGAGAUCUCAUAGGAAACAGGUACAUUGAAGUAUUUCCCAGCAGCAGUCGAGAGAUCAACUCCAACUCGAGGAAUUUUUCCCAAAGCGUGAACGACACAACAAGUGUGAAGAGAAGCAGCCUUGCCACCACUUCGGUCCCAAACUCUAAACCCAGCGACUUCUCCCAUCACGUCCACUUGAGAGGACUUCCGUUGCACGUCUCUGGAGAGGAUAUCAUCAAGUUUUUCACCCCGGUGGCGGUGUCCAAGAUUCUCCUGGAGUUAGGACCCGAUGGCAGGCCCAGCGGUGAGGCCGACGUUUACUUUACCAAUCAUCGGGACGCCGUGGCGGCCAUGUCCAAAGACCGAAUGUACAUAGGUGAACGAUACAUUGAGCUCUUCCUGAAUUCAGAGCCUGAAAACCAACGGUGA